Ahaetulla prasina is the source of this 5961-nucleotide messenger RNA. RefSeq names its product FA complementation group B (gene FANCB). Gene Ontology annotation, cellular component: Fanconi anaemia nuclear complex. The transcript has 9 exons. The coding region runs from base 294 to 2807 and encodes 837 amino acids. NCBI's taxonomy places the organism in Eukaryota, Metazoa, Chordata, Lepidosauria, Squamata, Colubridae. Gene Ontology annotation, biological process: negative regulation of double-strand break repair via homologous recombination; replication-born double-strand break repair via sister chromatid exchange; positive regulation of double-strand break repair via homologous recombination. The record is from RefSeq and is a predicted model, not a curated record.
CUCCUCAGGGAAUUGCGUCUGACGCUCUGAAACAGGAGACAGCGAAGAAUCAGGCCCUUUCAAUCCGCCCCUUGCGCGGCGGGCUCUGAUGGAUGGCUUAGCGGUUUCGGGUUUCGAGAAGGUCGGCGAAAAGCCUUGCUACGUUGCCUAUGAAAGCGAUGAACUCACGCUGGUGUAAAAGUAAUUGCGUGAUUUUAAAAUGUUCUCUGGAUCAAAAAUUACAGAAGAAUCCUUGUAGUGGAAUUCAGAGAAACACCGAUCUUAAUACAAUGGAAUCUUGUUAAGAAAAGAAAAUGUGGAUGCAUCAGCAAGAGAAACUGUUGUCUUAUAAUGGGAUACUGCUUCUUUUCCAACUAUCAAGAGGGAACAAUUCACAGAGUGAUGAUACCACAAUUACUACAUUGCAUGUGAAAAGAAUGACAUUUGACAAUGGCACUAGAUUGUUUAAUGAGGUGUCCACUGGAUCAUUUUGCAUAUAUGGUGAAGAUAUUGAAAUUAUUCACUGCAACAAUGCAUCUGAUUUCAGAACUGGAAUUCUUCACCCUUGCGUUCUUUUGAAAAAGAACAAAAAGAAAAAAAUUAAAUAUAUGCUAUUGUUAGUUCAUACCCAUAAUAAAUUUGAACUGAUUCUGCAGUUUAAAUUAGACUAUGCAAUCAAAGAACCUGUAAAAUUAUUGGCUGGUCCAACAAUAAUAUGGUAUUAUGAAGGACAUCUGUUACAUAUUUCUCCCCAAACUGGCACUGUUUUAUGUGCCCCUAUUCAGUUUUCUUCUGUCCAAUGGGCUGGUCAAGUUAAGGAUGAGGGUAUAGUUGUUUUAGGAACCAGAGCUGCUGGUUUUCCAGGAGACAAUAAGCAAAGUAAUGCUAGGUCAGACCUGGCCAUCUGGGGAUAUGAGUGUUUUGCAUAUGGAGUUGACAAACAAAAAGUACUAGUGAAUGCUAGUUUCUUGCCUCACGCUUAUGGCAGUGUGGUGCGUUGUGUAUAUGUUUGCAAAACUGAAGUAAAAAGAAGUAAAUUUAAGACGUCACUGAUUGCAGUUACUUGUAAAGGCCAAUUGAUUUUCUUCGAAGAUGGUUGGCCUAAACACUUUCUGCAGCUUCCAUAUGAAAAUCCUUUUUCAGUAGAAAUAGCUGCAGUGGGUGGAGAUCGUAAAUUGGUGAUCGUGACGUUUGCUUUCGGAGAUGUAUGUGCUAUAUGGAAACAUAACUUGCAGGUGGCUUCUUGCUGGAAGAAUGUGAAAUCUGUUCUGGUAGAUGAUUUUGCUGGUAUUGGAACUGAACAAAUCUUAGUUUUUUUAAAAAGUGACUCUAUUUCAGAAACAUUAAAGGCGUUUCAAAUAACAGAUUUUGGAAAUAUUAAUUAUGAGAAUAAUAUAAAGUAUGAAAAUGACUGUUAUGCUGAAGAGAUACAAGAGAAUCGCCUUCUUACUAUCAAAGCACUUGAAGCACGAUUACAGGCUGGUUUUGCAUCUGUUCGAGCCAUUCAACAACAUUUACGCCUCAAAGAAAAAGUUUUGAUGGAAAGCUGUCGUGCAUUAUUAGAUCUUGUUCAAGACUGGAAACAAAGAAUUCCUAGGAUCAAAAAGGAAAAUCUUGUUUCUCUUUGGGAUGAAACAGAGGAAGAAUUUCAUAAUGGUGUAUUGACUCCAACUGAAGAUGAAGAACAAAUUGUAAAGAAGGUUUGGUAUCGUGUGGUGGAUGAUCAGUUAAUAGUUGGAGUAGAAAUCAUGGAAACAUUCGACUUCAGGCUACUCAGUGAUGCCAGUUUAUCUCUGAUAAUUGGCCAGAAGCACCAUUUACUUUCUCCAUCAAAAUGCCACUGUAGAGUAGUUACAGUGACGAAAGCUUCAGAGGCUGAGCCUCUAUCAUGUUGGCACUUUGAACCAUUGCCCAAAAAAAUCAAGUUAAGUUGCCUUAAUGAAGAAAGCAAGUGCAAUGGAAAAGACUCAGAAGUGAAGAGGAAUAAGGCAAAAGCCAUUACAGCAGUUACCCAUCUGUCCCCUUUCUUGGCAUGGCAUGAAAUAACUUGCGUGGUACUGCUUCAUGCGAAGAAAAGCAGUAACAGUGAAAACUGGCAGAAAAGCAAAAGAUUGACUUUGCUAUGUGGAGAUUUUUUACUAAGUCUGGUAGAGAUUUCUACUGGAAAACUUUCAAUAAAUAUGAAAGAGUAUCCAGGUUCUACAGAAGAUCUUUUGGCACUCUGUGCAAUAUCACACAAAUCCUCUUUCCAAAUAAUCUCCUCUGACUGCACAUUGCUUCCAGUAAACAAGCGUCUAUUGGAACAAAUGGAGUGUACACCAAUCGAGAACUAUCCAGGUUAUAUGGUCUGCUGGAAAUCUGGAAAUCUGAAUGGCACUCUUUUCAAGUGGAAUCUAAAAACACCGUUUGAAGGAUUUUUAACAGUAUUCUGCAGACAUCAACUUGCCUUGUUCCAAUGCCUUCAUGCCUUCAUUGGAUUGCUACCACCAACUUGCAAGAUAAAAUUACUGAAGUUAGGAAAUAAGAAUCUACUUGCUGAACGGCUUGGACUGACUUUAAUAAAAGAAACAGAAUUUUUUCAAAAUAUUUUAUUGUCAGCUCUGAGACAAACUGAAAAUAACUUUUCUCUGAAAAAUGAAGGAAACAAAGAAAAUAAUAGUGCCUUCGCAGUUGAAUAUUUCAAAGAAGCAUUUAUAAAGGAACAAAAGCAAAGUAUGCUGAAUAUGAAUAGAACAGUGAGUGGUUCCUUAUUCAGAAAGCAUAUUUUGAAUGUGUUUGAUUUGCAGAUGAAUUCUGACAUGAUGUCAUGGUUAUGCUCUUCAUUCUGACUUUAUUUUGCAGUAUUUAUUAACUAGAACUAUAAUUAUAUACAAGUCUACAUUUAAUUAGUCUGUAAGAUUUAAAAAAACUAAACCUGCUUGUGUUUUAGUUCUAUUUCUAGGAAUUUCUAUUACAAGAAAAUUAUUAUGCAAAAAUUUCAAGGGCUAUGGGCAAUUAUUACUUGGCUAAGCAGACAUACGUUUACCAAUAUAUAUGCAUUUCUCAUAAUUCUAUAUUCACAUAUUGCUUUAUUCUAGAACAGCAGUUAGGAGUCUUUACAGGAGAGGAGGAGGAUAGAGUGAAAUACUUGAUUUGAUACCAUUUACAGAUAAAGAAUGAUAUAGUGGCAUACCCUGACAUUUGCUAUAAUCAACAUUGAAUUUUCUAAAACGUAUUAUCUAGGAAAAAAUCCUGCAGCGGAUAGCUAUAUUAGAAUGAUUAAUAGGUACCUUGUUGCAAUGAGAUACUAACAGCAGCUAUCAAUUGUUCAGUUAUUUUUGUAUAGAUAACAUUUGUCACAACAGGAAUGAUGCAUGAGUACUUUAGAUUCAGUAUUCAGGAUAAUUUUUUCCAGUUAAUAUUCAAUAUGGAGUUUUUAUAUAUGGAAUGCUGUGGGUGGCCACUGAGAAUUAUAUUAAGGAUACUCUUAAAUACUAUUGAACAAAUAGGAGAACCUGCAUAAGAACCUGCUGCAUGAGUAAAUUAAAUUAUUAUCUCAUGAGUACGUUCCGUUUGUAUCUAUUGUAUUCACUACAAAUAUAACAAAUAUUUUAUCUUCAUGUUCUUUUUAAGAUAUUAUGUUUAAUGUCAGCAUACAAUGUAUAUUUAGGUUCAUACUGUACAUACUAAUAGUAAUCAGCAUUCACAAUUGAUCCUAUACUAGUUUACCUAUAGCUAUAAUAAUCUUAGGGGAUGCGGUGGCUCAGGGGCUAGGACGUUGAGCUUGUCAAUUGAAAGGUCGGCAGCUCAGCGGUUCGAAUCCCUAGUGCUGCCGUGUAACGGGGUGAGCUCCUGUUACUUGUCCCAGCUUCUGCCAACCUAGCAGUUUCGAAAGCACGUAAAAAUGCAAGUAGAAAAAACAGGGACCACCUUUGGUGGAAGGUAACAGCGUUCCGUGCACCUUUGGCAUUGAGUCAUGCCGGCCACAUGACCACGGAGACGUCUUCAGACAGCGCUGGCUCUUCGGCUUUGAAACGGAAAUGAGCACCGCCCUCUAGAGUCGGCAAUGACUAGCACAUAUGUGCGAGGGGAAUCUAUACCUUAUAAUAAUCUUAAAAAUCUUUGGCUAUCUCUACAGCUUAGUAAUAAAAUAGUAUGGAAAUUGGCAGUGUGCUUUUUGUAAUCUUGUGCAUAGAAUAGUAAGGCAUGUUGUUCUGGCAGUUAUAGAACUUGAUAAUUACAAUUUUCACUUUUUCUUGAUCACCCUUAGAUUGCUGUGGGCAAAAUGCUAGUCAGACCUUGCUUCAGAUAAUUACAAUUUGUUAAAAUACAUUCAAAACAUACUUGGCACUACAAAAGAAAUAAAAUGCAAAUGUAUGGUCUAGCAGGAGUGUCAAACUCAUGUUGCCAUAGCGGCAUCACAUAAUAUUUCAGGACUUUUUCCCCCUUCACUAAACUGGGUGUGGCGUGGCCAGUGCUUGAUGCAUCCGGCCCGUGGGCUGGGAGUUUGACAGCCCUGGUUUAUAGCUUAAAGCAUAUUUAUCAGACCCUUGAUUUUAAAAUUCUUUUUCAAAAGAAUAAGUGGAUUGAAAAAAGCAAGUGAUUGUUGUGAUGAGGUGAAACCAUCAUUUCAGAAGCAUCUAGCUGCAGGUUCCAGAAUGACUUUGAAAAAAUUAAUUGGAAAUAUUAAACUUUCCAAUUGUUCCUAUAGUUCUUCACUUUUUUGCUGUCUUCUGUUUCAUGGCCAAAGAAUAUCUUUCUACCUCUAUCAAUACUCAAGCAUUGGCCUCUGAUUUUAAAGAUCCUUUGGCAACUGAUAAGCAAAUUUCACAUUCAGAAAAUAAUUUCAUGUUUUCUGUGAUUUCAGCCUACAAACCUAUAUCUUUUAAUAUUUCUCUUAGGAUAGUUAUACUAAGCAUUUUCACUUUAGCAACUUUUAUCCAUUUAUUAUAUAUGAUUAGCACUAAUACAGCUAUCCAUACGUAAUAGUAAUGAAUGCAUUCAUUAACUAUAGAUGUUUAUGCAUCAUACGCAUACAAGAAAGAGGAGGUAAAUUUCUUGGAAUACUUAAUACUUUGCAGAAAUUUUCCUAAAAAUAGAAAAAUGCUAAGGAUCAUAUAUAUCUAAAAUAUAUGUAGAACAGCUCAGUGCACAUAUUCUGGAGAGGGAUAAAUUCCCUGAUGAUGGGCUCCAGUAUGAACCUGAAAGCUUGGAAGAAUAAAACUUUGGUCCUGGUGACUGACUCAGAUUGGAUCCUGCAACAUUAUCCUGACACAUCUAUAUUUACCUUCAUUCAUGACACUGAAAAUAGUUUAAUAAGAACCAGAUGUACACAGGAUAUAGCUUGCAGGCUGACCUUGGGGUAUGAGGAAGAAAAUAGAGCAUCUGGAUAGUAUUGCUGAGAUGUAUUUAUAUGGGUGAAAAUAUUUGAGCUUUGAAAAAGUGAUUCUGUGAAACUAAUUGCAAUUACUGUAAUUUAUCUGGAGACUUCAUUAUUUUCUAAAUUAACACAUCAAUAAAUCCAGCAGUCUUGUAUUGUGCUUUUAAUGGACUGCUUGGCUUAUUGUUUCCCAUUUCAGUGCACAUAAAUAUUUUUGCAGACUGUUAUCUCAAUAUGUGAGAUAAACUCCCGGAUAAUAAUUAUUUAGACGUAUAAUAUCCUGAUAGUACUUUCCCAUUACUCAAAGAAAGUUAAAACAAUUUAAAUAUAGAACUUCCAUUAUUAAGCAAUAUGGGACAAAGGAUAGGAUAGGAUAGGAAAAUGGAAAAGUUACUAAAUAUUUGAUAUAAUACUAGUUAAGUCUUAUUGUCUCUGGUCUUUGUCAGUAACAGUUGAGCCAGUUUUGCUUUUUAUUAAUCCAUGAAGGGAAAUACAUCCCUAGCACAUUAAUUAUAAUAAGCCAGUAACAACUUGUCUACUACAAAGAACACUGUAUGUAUUUUUUGUAAGUUGGGUUUCAAUUAUAUUUUUAAUUUUUUUAAAUAAAAGUUUUGUUUAUCCUG